Pocillopora verrucosa is the source of this 3276-nucleotide messenger RNA. RefSeq names its product tetratricopeptide repeat protein 28-like. Gene Ontology annotation, molecular function: protein binding. The record is from RefSeq and is a predicted model, not a curated record. Lineage: Eukaryota; Metazoa; Cnidaria; Anthozoa; Scleractinia; Pocilloporidae.
CAGUUUCCGUUCACAUGACUUGGUUUCAUCUUCCAUAACGAUAAGGUUUUAAUUCGCAACACUACCAAUUCCUCUAUCACCAUCAACCAAAGACUUCCAUAUCGUAACAAAGCGUCGAAAUGGCUGAAAACGUCUUUAUUUUAUGUAAAGCUGCUUGACUGAUUCUGAGUGUUAUAGUCUGAGAGGUUUAAUUGGCAAGAGUGGCAUCUUUGAUAAGGGUAAAGCAAAAAGAUGGACAAAAUACCGCCGCAAUUAGCUUUCUUCAUUGGGUAUGCUGUGGCGGUAUUCCUAAGCAACACAAAUCACUGGACUGAAUCCAUUGACUUUUAUUUGGAAUGCCUUGCGCUUUGGAAUUCUGUAUCAAAGACGAAGACUUCCCCAGUGAUGAUUCUAAUUGAACGAGUGAUACGAGAAAAAGUUGCAAAGGGAGGACUCUUCUUUUACGAAUGGGGAAAGAUAUGUUAUGACCUCGGUCAAGUUAAGGAAUCAAUAAAAUGCUUUGAAAAAGCGCUGACCCUUUUCAGUCAUAUUGGUUCCAAACCAUACGAGGCAUGGUGUCACUGCCGCUUGGGCAGAUCGCUCCACAUUGCUUGUCAGUAUGAAAGAGCCAUGGAACAUUAUGAAAAGGUUCUCAGUGGUGUUCACGAAAUAUCCUCAAAUGACAUAAGACAAGAGCUCCAAGCAAGAGUGUACAACAACAUCGGUGAGGUCAAGCAUUAUCGUGGAAGAUGUGAGGAAGCUAAAAGCUAUUAUGAGAAAGCUCUUGAGAUUAGCAUUAGAGCAGGAAAUGAGAUAGAUAAAGCAGUAAGCCUCAACAACCUGGGAGUUUUGCAUCAUAACUAUCUGUCUAAACUUGAUGAAGCACUUAACUUCCAUGAAAAAGCACUCGAAAUUCGUAGAAGACUUGGAUGUAGAAGAGUAGAAGGAACGUCCUAUACCAACAUUGGUGGAGUCUAUGAGGCCCGUGGUGACUAUGAAAAGGCAUUGGAAUAUUAUGAAAAAAGCUAUGUAAUUAGUUUAGAAGUCAAAGACAAGGUGCUAGAGGGAAAGAGUCUCUACUUCAUUGGAAAGGUUCAUAAGCUCCUAGGUCAGCUUCAAAAAGCCAUCGAAUACCACGAAAGAGCCCUACAAAUCAACCGGGAGACCGGUGUCAAAACAGCUGAAGUUCUCAGUGACCUUGCAAAUCACUAUAUAUGCCUCGGUGAUUACGAGAAAGCAGGUCGUUAUCAUGAAAAAGCUAUUAACAUGUGCAAAGAAAUAGGGGAUAUCGAACACCUGGGAAUUUGCUUAAGCAAUGCCUAUCAACUGCCUCUUUAUCUUGGUGAAUAUGAAAAAACCAAGACAUGUUUAGAAGAGGCUAUAACUUCUCACGAAAAGACUGGAAACAAAUUGUUCCUAGCUACGACACUUUUUAAUAUCAGUAGUGUAUGUGAGCAAAACCAGGAAGCAAGCGAUUACCUAGAGAAAGCUCUAAAAAUCAGUAGAGAAACCCAACACAUACACGCAGAGACAAUAGAAUUAAGCUCUUUGGCGUCCAUGAAUUUUUCUCUUGGAAAAUAUGAACAAGCCAUUGAGUAUACUGAAAAAGCACUGAAAAUUGCUGAGGAGAGAGGUGAAAAAGAAACAGAAGUGUCUUGUUAUAUUGUCCUCGGUUGUGUAUAUUUCGCUCAAAGUCAGAACGAGAAAGCAAUCUGGUAUCAGAACAAAGCGCUUGAAAUGAAGAAGGAAAUUGGAAUCAAAGAUCAGUCGCAAAUCGAUGUUCUACACAUCUUAGGCCAAGCAUAUUCCUCUCAGGGAAACCUCUCGAAGGCGACAGAAACCUUCCGUGAAGGAAUGAAAAUCCACCAAAGUACUCGUUCUUCCCUUAGAGAUGAAACAAACAAGAUUUUAUUGGAUGAUCAGAACCUUUCUUGCUACAAAUCUCUUUCGUGGCUUCUUCUUUGCGAGAGGAAUUUCGACCAAGCCCUUUUCACUCUAGAGGUCGGACGAAGUCGUGCCCUGGUUGAUCUUAUUUCGAAGAAUUACGGAAUCAGCAGGAAUCCUACUCAAAAUGAGUUAACUCCAAAUGCCCUUCAGAGCUUCUUGAAAGAACAAAAGAAGAACUUUCUCUUCAUAGCAACGUUGAAAAUGAAAAGUUUCUCCUUGUGGUUUGUCGACACAGGAGGAAGUGUAAAAUUCAAACAGGUCAAUGAAGACUUGGAAACGGAGCUAUCAAAAGAAAGUAGUGCCACUGAAGAGCCUGGAAUGGAUACUUCUUCGUCAACUUUGGAUGACCUGCAAUGUGAGGAUCGUUCAUUGGCCUCGCUGUAUGAAAAUGAUGUAUUGGCUUCACGAGAACAAAAGUUAGAACCAAACAAAGGUUCCGUGAAAAUGCAAAUGAAACAAAUCGGAAGCAAAUCUUACACUAGCCUUUCCGAUAUGGUCAAGUUGUACGCUGCCUUGAUUGCUCCUAUUUUUGAUCUCAUAGACAGCCCGGAGAUCAUCAUAUCCCCAGAACCUAGCUUUUUCUUGACACCAUUUGCCUCGUUAAAGGAUGAAAAUGGAAAGUACCUUUCUGAAACUGUGAGGGUCCGCCUCAUCCCGUCACUAACGACACUGAAGCUCAUUCACGACUCGGCAGCCAGUUACCACUCUCAAAGUGGAGCUUUGAUCGUCGGAGAUCCAGCGGUUAGCCUUGUAGAGAUAAAUGGAAGUGUAAAAACUCUGUCUCCAUUGCCUAAAGCCAGAGAAGAAGCGCAGAUGGUAUCAAGGUUGGUGGGAGUGCGCUGUUUGAUAGGAGAGGAGGCCACAAAGGAGGAAGUCCUGAGGAGAAUCCAAGAAGUGAGCUUAGUGCACAUUGCUGCCCAUGGUGAUAAACCCGCCGGGGAAAUAGCUCUUGCUCCCAACAGGUCUGUGGUUGGAGUUCCUAUGAAAGAAGACGUCUUGCUAACAAUGAACGACAUUGCUCAGGUUGGGAUCAGAGCCAAGCUGGUGGUACUCAGCUGUUGUCAUAGUGCUAGUGGGAAGACUUCCAUAGCCGAAGGAGUUGUUGGGAUCGCUCGCGCUUUUCUUGGAUCCGGUGCACGUUCAGUUCUGAUGUCAUUGUGGGCUGUCGAUGAUGGAGCUACUAAGACAUUUAUGAACAUAUUCUACAAGUCCUUGAUCCGCGAGAAACUCAGUGCAAGUGAAUCUCUUCACCAGACCAUGAGGAAGAUGCGAGAGUCAGAGCUGUACAGCGAUGAGAAGCAUUGGGCUCCAUUUGUGUUACUUGGUGACGAUGUAACUCUCACCUUUUAA